AUGGACCUCAACUUGUCCUUGGACAGCAACGCCGACAACCGAAGGCCAUGGUCGCAGGAGGAGGACGACCUCAUAGUGCAGCUGGUGAAGGAACAUGGACUGAGGAAGUGGGCCAUCGUUGCCUCCCAGCUGAAGGGGAGGAGUGGAAAGCAGUGCAGGGAGCGGUACAAGAAUCAGCUGGAUCCCUCAAUCCGAAAGGACCCAUGGACAGACGAAGAGGACAAGAUGAUCUGCAUUGCGCAGAGCAAGUUUGGAAAUCGUUGGACUGAGAUCGCCAAGUUCCUUCCGGGCAGGACUGACAACUCGAUCAAGAAUCAUUGGUAUUCCACCCUGCAGAGGAAGUCUGAAGGAAUCUUGCGCAAUGCUGGCCCCGGCGACGAGUCGUUCCUCGCUCAACGGCCCAACAACGCGCUGCCCUCGCAGAGCAAGACGACUACGUCGAACAAGAGCAGCCCCGGGACGCGCAAGAGCCCGGGGAGGAAGAGCCCUCGGAUGAACGCAUCCCGUCCAGCGCCCAUUGCGACCAAUCAGGCUAACCCAGAGGAGGGAAGCGCCAGUUUACGAUCAUCAUCGCGGGGACUCGAUGUGAGUGAAGAGUACUUGCAGAUCCAGAACGACCCUUUCCCGCAGUCAGAUAUCUUUCCUGAGGAGCCGUUGUUCAGCAACUCACCCUUCGACAACCCGUUUGGGAGCUUCUUCAGAUCACCUUCCGGAACUCCUCUCACUCGAUCUGUGACAAGACGGUUUCUCAUGAACUCUGGCUUCACGCCUAAGUCAGGGAGGAGCGAGAGUGGGAGAGCAGCGAAACAUCUGGGCGAGGAGACGGAACCAGCUUCAGCCCGUGUGCGAUCGAGCAGGAUCGCCAACCAUCAUGUAGACUUUAACAACCUUGGUGAGCAAUGA
Molecule: messenger RNA, 903 nt
Organism: Guillardia theta CCMP2712
Lineage: Eukaryota; Cryptophyceae; Pyrenomonadales; Geminigeraceae
Exons: 8
Coding region: 1-903 (300 amino acids)
Biological process (GO): regulation of DNA-templated transcription
Cellular component (GO): nucleus
Molecular function (GO): DNA-binding transcription factor activity, RNA polymerase II-specific; RNA polymerase II cis-regulatory region sequence-specific DNA binding
Source: RefSeq, a predicted model, not a curated record